GGGCUGCAGGAGCUGGUGUCAGGGUUGCGGGCGUGCGAAGGCGGCGGAGGCGGGAAAGGCAGCUAGCGGUUAAAGGGGAGCGACCGCUGACUUGCAGAGGAACCUGGAGGAGAGAUGGUGAUGGCGGCUAAGAAGGGCCCGGGCCCGGGUGGCGGGGUCGGAGGGAGCAAAGCGGAGGCUGAAGCGGCUUCGGAGGUGUGGUGCCGCCGAGUGCGGGAGCUGGGCGGCUGCAGCCAGGCCGGGAACCGCCACUGUUUCGAGUGCGCCCAGCGCGGGGUCACGUAUGUGGACAUCACCGUGGGCAGCUUCGUCUGCACCACCUGCUCCGGCCUCCUGAGAGGCCUGAACCCCCCUCAUCGAGUCAAGUCCAUCUCCAUGACAACUUUCACUGAGCCUGAAGUCCUGUUCCUCCAAUCUCGUGGAAAUGAGGUCUGCCGGAAGAUCUGGCUUGGUCUUUUUGACGCUCGGACAUCACUGAUACCAGAUUCCAGGGAUCCUCAGAAGGUGAAGGAGUUUCUUCAAGAAAAAUACGAGAAAAAAAGAUGGUAUGUCCCCCCAGAGCAAGUCAAGGGACCCUCUUACAGCAAAGGUAGUGUCUCUGCUACCCCUGUCCAGGGCUCUGUCCCAGAAGGGAAACCCAUUCGGACACUUCUGGGAGAUCCUGUGCCAUCUCUCUCUGAUGCUGCUUCCAGUUCAAGCCAGUCUGUCAGCCAGUCUCAGGCACGCACAGCACAGGCCAGGAGCUCCCAGCCUCCUUCCCAUUCAUCCACCAAGAAAGCCAGCACCGACCUGCUGGCCGAUAUCGGAGGAGACCCCUUUGCUGCUCCUCAGGUGGUGCCCGCCUUUGCCUCAUUCCCAGGCUUUGGAGGCCAGACUCCUUCGCACGGAGGCUUUGCCAACUUCGAUGCCUUCAGCAGCAGCCCUGGCUCUUCUGCCUUUGGAAGCCUCCCCGCAUCGGUCCAAGCCCCGUUCCAGGCCCAGCCGACCCCUGCAGCCAAUCGGAUGCUAACUGGAAGUUACAGCUUUGGGGGUAGCCAGAUGUCUGCGUUUGGUGUUGCACCCCUUGCGGCUGCCAGUCAACCCAACAGCCUUGCAGAUGUGGGCAGCCUCCUGGGACCCAGGAUGGCUGCUGGAGGUCUCCCUGGCAGUGUUUUCGGGAUGCCCAGCCAGGUUCCUGUGUUGCAGUCGGCUGUGCCAGGUGUUAGCGGCAGUGCAGGACUCCCCUUUGGAGCCUUCACCAACCCCUUUGCCACCCCUCCCCAACCCCAGCUGCCUUCCACCAACCCAUUCCAGCCCAAUGGUCUAGCCUCAGGGCCUGGGUUCGGGAUGGGCAGUGUUCGGCCAGGCCUUCUCCAGCCAGUGCCACCCUCCGGGGCCUUCGCCAGUACCUUCCCUGCACCGGUGUUCCCCACACAGGCAGGGCUGGCUGAACAGCAGAACGGCUCUUCCUUUGGCGACGUGGGGACCUCUAAGCUGGGGCAGAGGCCACUGAGCCAGCCAGCUGGGAUCUCUACCAACCCUUUCAUGACUGGAUCCUCAGCGUUUGCCUCCAAACCUCCAACCACAAACCCAUUCUUAUAGCACUGUGUUAUCGGGGAAGAAGGGGCUCUCCCCUACCGGGGGGGUGGGAGUGGGUAACUUCUACAUCUGCUGCCCCCUCAGAGCCCUGGUGACCAUUUGCCUGUGGGACAUUUCUGUGGAUCUGAGGCUGGGGUUGAGCCUAGUUUGUGGGGCGUAUGGAUCCGGGAACAGAGGAGGUUUGGAAGCGUGGCUUGAGGCUUGUAGAUGAAUCAGACUCUAGCCUCCUGAUCUGGCGCCCAGGGGCUUCCUCUUCCUCACUAGACACCUAUCCAGGAAGAAGACCAGAAGGAGCAAAGAUACCCUCAUGGAGAGGCCCCAUAAUGGUGUAUUUCUGUAAAAUUUAUUAAGUAUGAAGAUAGCCUUUGAUCCUGUCCCUCCUGGCCUGUGGGGAGAGAAGUUAGGCCCAGCCCCAGCAGCAGCCUUCCCUGGAGGGAGCAGCUCCUCCACACCCAACCUUCCAAAGCUGCUGCAGCCCUCCCAGAUAGAAGCAAAGCCAGAAUGUAGGGCAAAGAUGAGGCCUGGUGCUGAAAGCCACCAGACAGCGCCGGGACUGCGGAGCUUCUGGUGUCCAGUGCUUUUGUUUUCCAGGCUCAGCCACACCCACUGUUCUCCACCUCAGUUCUUCCCAGCUGUCCCCCAACCUGGCGGUCAGGGUGGAGGAGUUUUCCUUACGGAGUAUGCGUGCCCGCCUCCUGUCAAGCACUUUAGUUAGCCCUGCCAUGUUUGGAUACCAGUGUUUUAUAUUUAUAAAUAGAGAAUUUUCUAAUAUAGCCUAUUAUAUACAUAAAUAUAUAUAUAUAUAUGCACACACAUAUGUAAACAGAUAAACACCAUUCUUUUUCCCCCAGACAACCCUUUAACUUGGGGGGAGUGGAGCUGGGCUUGGAACAGGCCCGUAGUCCUAGAGCUUGGGGGACUUGGGUAGGACGAUCACAAGUUCAAGAUUAGCCUGGACAAUUUUGAGACCCUGUCUCAAAGGAAAACAAGAAUAAUAAUAGUAAUAAAAAUGUCUCAGGAUGUA
This is a messenger RNA of Grammomys surdaster, 2602 nucleotides long. RefSeq names its product ArfGAP with FG repeats 2 (gene Agfg2). The record is from RefSeq and is a predicted model, not a curated record. Lineage: Eukaryota; Metazoa; Chordata; Mammalia; Rodentia; Muridae. The coding region runs from base 115 to 1581 and encodes 488 amino acids. The transcript has 13 exons. Gene Ontology annotation, molecular function: GTPase activator activity.